Hyaloscypha bicolor E is the source of this 435-nucleotide messenger RNA. RefSeq lists its product as uncharacterized. The coding region runs from base 1 to 435 and encodes 144 amino acids. The record is from RefSeq and is a predicted model, not a curated record. The transcript has 4 exons. Lineage: Eukaryota; Fungi; Ascomycota; Leotiomycetes; Helotiales; Hyaloscyphaceae.
AUGCAAAGGAGCAAGAAUUGGGUGGAUGAAGAUACUGACAUAAAAGAAUAUGUCUAUUCGCUCGAGAAUGUCGACUUGACCAAGGAGGUUACCGGGCUCAAGGUUAAUAAGAUGGGUGGCCUGGCAGAGAGUUAUGAGGACGAAGAGGAGAAGGAGCGGUUAAAGGCAGAAGAGGAAGCCCGACUCAGGAAGGAGGAUAUCUGCAAGUGCAAGGAAAAGUUCAAGUCUAUCUUUUGUAAGGCUAAAGAGCAGAGUAUAGAGGACGUCCGCUGUCUCGAGGGGGAAUUAAAGAACUUGAAGAGGAAGUAUACUAUUUACAAGGGCGACGAGCUGCAGGAGAUUAAUAAGGAGGAGUUCUUGGAGAAGAAUAAGAAAGCUCGUUUGCUUUUAACUAGCGAACUUGUUAUCAAGAAUGAGAAUACCGAGGAGGCUUAG